AUGACAAUGCAGAGAGUAUUUGGAAAGAUACAGGUCAUCUUGGGACCGAUGUUUAGUGGAAAGACUACAGAGCUUAUUAGAAGGAUAAAGAGGUUCAACUUUGCAAACAAGAAGUGUCUGGUCAUAAAAUACAGUAGAGAUACAAGAUACAAUGGAGGAGAGACUCAAGAUAAUAUACUAUUUACUCAUGAUAAAUUGAACUACACUGCUCUGCCUUGUACUAAAUUGGAAGAGGCACGCUUACAUGUUAAAGACUAUGAUGUCAUUGGUAUCGAUGAAGGACAGUUCUUCACAGAUGUAGUACCCUUUAGUGAAGAGUUGGCAAACAAUGGAAAGACUGUGAUUGUAGCAGCAUUGGAUGGAACAUUCCAGAGGAAUCCAUUUGGUACAGUGCUCGACCUGGUGCCCAAGUCUGAGAUGGUCACCAAGUUGUCGGCAGUCUGUAUGAUCUGUUUCAAAGAUGCACCAUUCUCCAAGAGAAUAGUACAAGACGAUCGCGUUGAACUUAUAGGUGGAGCUGACAAGUAUAUCUCUGUGUGUAGAGAGUGUUACCAUUCUGAUUACAAGCCACCAGCAUCAUCCAAACCAUAG
Acytostelium subglobosum LB1 is the source of this 591-nucleotide messenger RNA. RefSeq lists its product as hypothetical. The transcript has 4 exons. Lineage: Eukaryota; Evosea; Eumycetozoa; Acytosteliales; Acytosteliaceae. The record is from RefSeq and is a predicted model, not a curated record. Gene Ontology annotation, molecular function: thymidine kinase activity; ATP binding. Bases 1 to 591 code for a protein of 196 amino acids. Gene Ontology annotation, biological process: thymidine metabolic process.